Messenger RNA from Pteronotus mesoamericanus, 961 nucleotides. It is a transcript of the gene TNFSF15, whose product is annotated as TNF superfamily member 15. Gene Ontology annotation, molecular function: tumor necrosis factor receptor binding. The transcript has 4 exons. Gene Ontology annotation, biological process: immune response. Gene Ontology annotation, cellular component: membrane. NCBI's taxonomy places the organism in Eukaryota, Metazoa, Chordata, Mammalia, Chiroptera, Mormoopidae. Bases 58 to 828 code for a protein of 256 amino acids. The record is from RefSeq and is a predicted model, not a curated record.
UUUAAUGGGGGGUCUCUCUGCCCAGGAGUCAGAUCUGUCGCCACGACCAGCAGGAAAAUGGCAGAGGAUCUGGAGCUGGGCUUUGAGGAAACAGCCAGUGUGGAAAUGCUGCCCGAGGAGAACAGCUGCAGACCCAAGGCCAGAGCCAGGCUAGCAGCCAGCAGCAGCAGCACCCGCUGUGCUCUCACCUGUUGUCUGGUGUCGCUUCCCAUCCUGGCAGGACUCACCACGUACCUGCUCGUUGGUCAGCUCAGAGCCCAAGGAGAAGCCUGCGUGUUCCAGACUCCAAAAGGACAGGAAUUAGGACCUUCACAUCAGCGAGUUUAUGUACCUCCUGGAGCUGGUGGAGAUAAGCCAAGAGCACACCUGACAGUUGUGAGACAAACGCCCUCAAAACCCUUAAAAAGUCAGUUCUCGGCUCUGGAUUGGGAACACGAACUUGGCUUGGCCUUCACCAAGAACCGGAUGAACUACACCAAUAAAUUCCUGGUGAUCCCAGAGUCAGGAGACUACUUUGUUUACUCCCAGAUCACAUUUCGAGGUACCACAUCCAAGUGUGGUGAAAUCAGCCAAGGGAGCCGACUGAACAAGCCAGAUGCCAUAGUUGUGGUCAUCACCAAGGUAACAGACAGCUACCCGGAGCCUACCCAGCUCCUCAUGGGGACCAAGACAGUGUGUGAAAUCGGCAGCAACUGGUUCCAACCCAUUUAUUUAGGGGCAGUGUUCUCCUUGCAAGAGGGGGACAAGCUGACAGUGAACGUCAGUGACAUCUCUUUGGUGGAUUACACAAAAGAAGAUAAAACCUUCUUUGGAGCCUUCUUGCUAUAGGGGCAAGGAAGGCAUCAUUGUGUAAAACAGGUCCUCUCCUCCUAAUUCCUAAUUUUCUUCAUUGAUAUGUACUUAUAGCCUGGGGUUUUCUUGGAGCAUUCCAUAGAGACUGUAGUUUAGCUAUGCAACUUAG